This is a messenger RNA of Cucurbita pepo subsp. pepo (vegetable marrow), 1875 nucleotides long. Its product is annotated as synaptotagmin-5. The record is from RefSeq and is a predicted model, not a curated record. Gene Ontology annotation, cellular component: endoplasmic reticulum. Lineage: Eukaryota; Viridiplantae; Streptophyta; Magnoliopsida; Cucurbitales; Cucurbitaceae. Gene Ontology annotation, molecular function: lipid binding.
UCUUCACUCUCACAUUCUCCUCUUCCGCCAUUUCUUCAAUGCCAUUCGCCUACGCACAGCGUUGCUAUUAGCUUCCUUCUUCUUCUUCUUCUUCUUCUUCUUCCUCUGUUUUGUUUGGCUUUGGAUUUCGCACGUCUCUCUCCGAAUCUUCCCUCAUGUCGUUCUUUUCCGGUAUCUUACUCGGCAUUGUUGUCGGCGUCUUACUGAUCGUCGCUCUUGCUCGCGCUGCGAGCGUUCGCGCCAAGUGUCGCUCCGAUUUGGCGAUGACUAUUGCGGCAUUUGCAAGAAUGACGGCACAGGAUUCGAGAAAAGUUAUUCCCAAGGAGUUUUAUCCGUCGUGGGUUGUUUUUACGCAGCAACAAAAGUUACAUUGGCUCAAUCAUCAGCUUGAGAAAAUCUGGCCAUAUGUUGAUGCGGCAGCAUCGGAGCUGAUAAGGAGCAAUGUGGAGCCGGUUCUCGAACAAUUUCGACCGGCUAUAUUAUCCUCUUUGACGUUCUCGAAGUUGACCCUUGGUACUGUAUCUCCAAAUUUUACAGGAAUCGAUGUACUUGAAGAUGAGGCAGACACUGGUGGAAUAACCUUGGAGUUGGAGAUGCAGUGGGAUGGUAAUCCAAACAUUGUUCUUGACAUUAAAACUAAACUCGGCGUUUCUUUACCAGUACAGGUAAAAGAUAUUGCAUUCACAGGGCUUUUCAGAUUAAUGUUCAAACCAUUGGUCGACGAGUUUCCUUGCUUUGGAGCAGUGUGUUAUUCUCUGAGGAAGAAGAAAAAUCUUGAUUUUAAACUUAGGAUUAUUGGAGGAGAUAUAUCAUCUAUUCCUGGGGUUUCUGUUGCUAUUGAGGAAACAAUUCGAGAUGCAAUCGAAGGUAGCAUAAUGUGGCCUGUUCGGCAGAUUGUGCCCAUCAUAGCUGGAGAUUAUAGUGACUUAGAGGCGAAGCCUGUUGGAACAUUAGAACUGAAGCUCGUGCAAGCAAAGGAAUUAACCAAUAAAGACAUUAUAGGAAAGUCAGAUCCUUAUGCUGUGCUGUUUAUACGGCCAUUGAAAGAGAGAAUGAAAACAAGUAAAACCAUUAACAAUCAAUUGAAUCCCAUAUGGAAUGAGCACUUUGAAUUCAUUGUUGAAGAUGCGUCUACUCAACACUUGACUAUAAGAGUUUUUGACGACGAAGGAGUUCAGGCAUCAGAACUAAUUGGAUGUGCUCAAUUUGCAUUGAAGGACCUCGAGCCUGGUAAAGUGAAGGAUGUUUGGUUGAAGCUGGUGAAAGAUUUGGACAUCCAAAGAGAUAACAAAAACAGGGGUCAGGUGCAUUUGGAGCUUCUUUACUAUCCCUUUGGCACUGAUAAGAACCUCUAUACAAACCCAUUUGACCCAGAUUAUACAUUGACCUCGGUGGAGAAGGCUCUACAGACGGCUCCGUAUGGCUCAGAAGAUUCGGAUUCUGGAAAACCAAGUUCCCCACAGAAGAGGGAUGUGAUAGUGAGAGGAGUCCUGUCUGUGACAGUAAUAGGUGCUGAAGAGUUGCCUUCUGUAGAUUUCAUGGGAAAAGCCGAUCCAUACGUUGUCCUCGUUAUGAAGAAAUCCGAGACCAAAGUUAAAACCAGGGUUGUACAUGACACUCUGAACCCUGUCUGGAAUCAAACGUUCGACUUUCUGGUGGAGGAUGCAUUACACGAUUUGCUAAUUUUAGAGGUCUGGGAUCAUGACACUUUUGGAAAGGAUAAACUGGGGAGGUUCUUAAUGACGCUGACAAGAGUGAUAUUGGAAGGAGAAAUUCAGGACAGUUUUCCACUGGAAGCAACCAAAUCAGGGCGGAUUUUUGUGCAUCUCAAGUGGGCAGCUCAGCCAAUCUUCCGAGACACUUGAAACAAAAAAA